Messenger RNA from Topomyia yanbarensis, 2116 nucleotides. RefSeq names its product regulator of hypoxia-inducible factor 1-like. Gene Ontology annotation, molecular function: acyltransferase activity, transferring groups other than amino-acyl groups. The transcript is spliced from 12 exons. Lineage: Eukaryota; Metazoa; Arthropoda; Insecta; Diptera; Culicidae. The record is from RefSeq and is a predicted model, not a curated record. The coding region runs from base 129 to 2072 and encodes 647 amino acids.
AGCCGCAUUAGUCUUCUCCCAGCGUUGUUGGAGGCAACAUGUGAAUUGCGCGCGCUUGUACAACGGCUUUUCACACGAUAUCGACGUCGCGACAAUUGUGGAAGUCGGCUUACCGAUAUGUACAUAUCAUGAUGGUGUCGCGCAACAUUUCGAUCCUAGCGACCGUCGGCGUGUUUAUUUUAGCUGUCGGUGUUUGGUGCGAAGAAGAUCAAACAACCGAGCCGUGGCGGAAACUUCCCAAACUCUACGAUUACGAUGAUUUCGAUGACUGCAGGCGUGCGAACCCCGAGUACGAGUACUGCGUAGUGAAGGCACACCUCGAAGAGAACACAAAAUCAGCUCUGUGGCGCCAGAUCAGUAGAUAUUCUGCAGACCCGAGGCACUACAGACGAGAUGUGCUGGAGCUGGGCAUAUGCGUGGAUCGAUGUAAUGCCAUUAUCGAUCGGCCCCCAGAGAAUGACACCAGAACAAAUCGUGCCUCAAGCUGUUCCACCGAACGUGUGUGGUUAAAUUAUGCGCUAAAUUCCACUUCUCACGUUUCAAAUUGCGUGUCAGCAGAAACCGCAGACUUCCCACCGGUCGGGCUACCCGAAAUACUGUUCGGUGCGCUUUUCGGCAUCCUUUUAGCGUUGGUUAUAUCGACUACAAUAAUUGAUGUGAAAUAUUUAACUGGAAAAGAUGCUUUGCUGGUCAAGGCAUUUUCGUUGUCAACGAACUUGAGCAAGUUGGGCGCGCUGAGUUCAAGAUCCAGACAAGAUCUAUUGUUCCUCGAUGGGGCUCGUGUCGUGACCAUGAUGGUAAUUCUACUGUGUCAUGCAACCAUUCCGAUGAUUCGGUUUCCGCUGAAGAAUCCCGAGAUACUGGAACAACAGUUUGUCAGCUGGUGGUUCCCAAUUGCCCUCGCCGGAAAUACGUACACAGUGCAGAUAUUCUUCAUCAUUGGCGGAGUGGUGCUAGCGGUCAACUUUAUGGAUCAUAUCAAAGCUCACGCGAAGUUCAAUCUAUCGUAUUUAUGGAGCAAAAUCAUAAAUCGAUUGAUACGAAUUCUUCCGGUGUACGCGAUUGUGAUUUUCUUCCAAGCAUCCUGGUAUCAGCGAAUGAGCGAUGGACCGAUCGCGUACCGAUACAAGGAUUACUGUCGAGAUAAUUGGUGGACAAAUAUGCUGUUUGUAAACAACUACAUUAACCCCAAUGAGCCGUGUGCGCAAUUUACCUGGUAUUUGGGUGCUGACUUUCAGCUAUUUCUGGCAGGAUCAACGAUAAUGAUGGUGAUUUGGAAAUUUCCAAAAAUAACUCAAUCUAUAAUCUACACAAUGAUUGCGUUUGCUUUUGUCGUCCCAGCUGUGAUAAUUUACGUGUAUAAUUUAGAUGCAACGGUACUAGUUCUAUCCAGAUACAUAGCGAAUGAGAUUCGGGAGCUGGGAUACUACAUAAACAUCUAUGUAACAUUCGAAAGUAACGCAGGAAAUUAUUUUUUCGGGAUGAUAAUGGGACUGGUUUAUCACAAACUUGUUGAAAGCGGCAAAAAAAUUGAAUCGUCUCAGAGCUUUAAAGCAAUGUUCUUCCUCGCGGCUUUCUUCUUCGUGGCCAUGAACGCGAUGACUGUUAUGUUACCUCGUGAGCAACUGGAAGAACCCUAUCUUCUAACAGCAGUCUUCGGUUCUCUCCUGAAAAGCUCCUGGGGCAUCUUGUUCACGUUCCUGCUGCUGUUCCUAAGUUUCCGGCCGGAGUGUCUUUUUGCCUCAUUCCUUCAGCAUCCCAUAAUGCUUGUGGCAGCCAAGAUAAGCUAUUGCGUCUACGUUGUUCAGUACACCGUGAUUUACCUGAUCUAUCGUAAUGUCACAACCCCACUGAUGCAUAACGCAUUCAACAUGAUAUUUUUUACGUCGGUCGUUCUGUUCAUUACACUUCUCACAGGUUUGCUACUGCACGUCUGCGUUGAGGUGCCAUUCAUGACAUUGUUUAAGGAGCUACUUGAGCCAAAGCUGCCACACCCGAUCUCAACCGUUUCAAAGAAGCGAGCGGACUGUCAAUCUACGGAUAAAACUAUGGAGCACCAAAUCAUAAGGUAGCCGGUGGUAUUUAUUGUACAAUAAACGGCACGGUAAAACAGGUA